Molecule: messenger RNA, 1500 nt
Organism: Synchiropus splendidus (mandarinfish)
Lineage: Eukaryota; Metazoa; Chordata; Actinopteri; Syngnathiformes; Callionymidae
Product: dendritic cell-specific transmembrane protein
Exons: 3
Coding region: 1-1434 (477 amino acids)
Cellular component (GO): membrane
Source: RefSeq, a predicted model, not a curated record
AUGCAUCUCUUGUUGCUGAAGAAGACUCUAGCCGAUGUCUGCAGUCUGGCUGUGGAGGUGUUCACCGCCGACCGCAGCGACAGCAUCAUGAGAAAGGUGGUUCUUCUCCUCACCUGCCUGGCCAUGAGCCUGUUCCUCAGCUCCUUUCUUCUCCUCUACCUCCUUCUCAGUCUGGACUAUGAGGUCACAGUGGUCGGAGCUAUCAUUGGCUGCUUCGGGACGCUCCUGACCUUUGUCCUCUUCUCCUCCAAGAGAGCCCGCUGCCUGUGUACACUCUUUGCCAUCUCUGUCUUCAUGAAGAAGAGCAGGAACCUGCUUUUGACUGCUGGAACUAGUCUGGUGGUUCUUCAAAACAUCCGCAACACCCUGGAGAACCUCACCGGCCUGCUGAGGAGCAUGAUCUGCAACCUGCGCGCCAAGAAAGCCUCCAUCAUGGCGUUGUUCACCAGCUACAUCCAGAUGUUGGAGUGGCUAGGUUCCGUUCUCAAUGGAGUCACUGACCUCAGGGUGUUCAGCUUGAAGUCUUCACUGAAGAUCUCCCACAGAGUGGAAGUGGAGGGUCUGAAGGAGCGUCUGGCUGAAGCCGAGCAGAAGCUGAACGACAGCGUGCGGCGUGUGCAGACGCUGGUCAACACCGUGUCCUGGAUCAGCAGCCGGGUGUUCCCAGCUGUCAGCUUCCUCGUGCUCCUGGCCUUCAUCGCUCUGCACAUGUGGAGAUACUGCUGCGACCUCAAGUACCAAAACAGAUUCAUCAGUCAGAAGUUUGUGGAGUUUGAUGAGAAGCAGAAGCUGGAGGGGAAACUGCACGUCCUCCCCCUCACACCCAGGGAGGAGAAGCUCUACACCACUCUGCCUUGCGCCCGUCCCAGUGCCCGUGAGGCGAAGGCCAUGAUCCGAUUCGGCCUCCCAGUGAUUUCCCAUCUCUCAGCUUGGGUGAUUCUCAUCGGCCUGGAUUUUUUACUCUACAUUUUUGUCGACAUUGUGACCAACAGGUUAUCAGAAAUGGAACCAUUUAACGUCCCACUGAUCAUGGACAUCCCAGAGAUUGCAACACUCAUCGGCCUGCCUCUCAGUGAGAACCACCACCGCUCAGACUUCUCCUACUCGGUGAAGCUGUUAGAGCAAGAGUGUCUCCCCAAACCCAAACUGCUGCUUCGCAAAUCUGUGGUGCCACUGGCCGCCAUCUUGUUCGCCUUGCUGCUCAUGUCUCUGCUGGCUUCCAAACUCGCGCAGCUGCGGCUGCUAGUGUGCGAGCGAUUCUUCGGUGCUGCCGCACAGCGGAGGGUGGAGCACCUCCACGCCAAAAUCCUGAGGAGGAGAGGAGUCAAGCGGAGGGCGGAUGACAAGAUCAGCUUGAGAUCCUUGCUGCGUCAGCCUCAGUUCUGGUGCCCGCUGCUCUUCCCACCCAGAGUGGAACCUCAGAGCGAGGUUUGAGGGAGCUGUUCGUCUGCAGCCUGAAAGCAAGCAGUGACAGAAGGAAGCCCUGCAAGACACCCACCC